AUGAACCCCAGACAACUCUACUUAUUCCUGUACAAUUCUGUGCAGUUUGUUGGCUGGGGAGUUGUUCUUUCAAAAACUUUGUUCGGCUUAACUAAACAACUCUCAUGGCCUCGGUUGUACAAAUCCGUUCAAAUUGAGGUACAACUGUUCCAGACUCUUGCCAUCCUAGAGGUGAUCCAUGCUAUGCUUGGCCUUGUUCGUUCGCCGGUUGGAACAACCCUUAUGCAGGUUUUUAGCCGUGUGACAUUGGUUUGGCCGAUUCUUCAUGUCUGUGCCAGUGCUAGAUCCAGCGUUGGGGUUCCAAUGCUGCUGGUUGCUUGGUCAUUUACUGAGGUUGUGAGGUAUUCGUUCUACGCUCUUGGACUCUUCAAUGCAGUUCCGUAUUUUCUUACUUGGAUGAGGUACACAUUCUUCAUAGUCCUCUAUCCACUUGGAGUUACUGGCGAGCUUUUGACUCUGAUCGGUAGUUUUCCUGAAGUGGAAGAAAAGAAGUACUUCUCAUUGGAAAUGCCUAAUCCAUUAAACAUAGGCAUUUCGUUUUACUGGAUAUUGGUUGGAUGCGCUCUAUUUUACAUUCCGGGUUUUCCUCAACUCUACUUGUAUAUGUUUACUCAGCGGAAAAAGGUGCUAAAAACAAAUACAGAGAAGAAAAGACAGUAG
Angiostrongylus costaricensis is the source of this 660-nucleotide messenger RNA. The record is from the annotation of a GenBank genome assembly. Lineage: Eukaryota; Metazoa; Nematoda; Chromadorea; Rhabditida; Metastrongylidae.